Peronospora farinosa is the source of this 546-nucleotide messenger RNA. The record is from the annotation of a GenBank genome assembly. Lineage: Eukaryota; Oomycota; Peronosporomycetes; Peronosporales; Peronosporaceae.
AUGGCUUCAAUUGCUGCGUCCCCAGUCUGCCCUAAUGGUCUAAAGAAACGCUCCCGUUUAAAUGAAUCGCUUGACCUUAUACGGAAUAAACGCCAACGUUGUGUGGUCGACACCAAUAUUCAACACGACAAUAAUGAUGAUGCGGAUGUAGCCAAGUACAGUCAACGCCAUGUCGAGUACUUUGAACACAUGAAACAAGCUGAAAUUGCUCGGAUAAAGACAGAAUGUGACCAGUUGAUGAUGAAGAAAGAACUGGACGUUCAACGUCUUGCCCACGAGCUUCAGUCUACACAAAAUCAAGUGACUUGUCAGACAAAUGAAAUGGUGCGACUUGAAGGCGAAAAUCGACUGUUAAAACGUGCUGUUGCUAUUCAAAACCAGCAAAAAGAAGAGGUUUUACAGGAGAAUAAAACACUGAAACAAUUGGCGACACAAGCAGCAGAACAUAUGAAGCGUCUGGAACAAGCUAAUUACACACUUCGAGUUCAUUUACAAGCUAGUACAAAUGCAACUGUUGGGUACCAUCAAUCACCUGAUGUGUACUAG